Molecule: messenger RNA, 354 nt
Organism: Eruca vesicaria subsp. sativa (arugula)
Lineage: Eukaryota; Viridiplantae; Streptophyta; Magnoliopsida; Brassicales; Brassicaceae
Source: the annotation of a GenBank genome assembly
AUGGGGAAAUUUCGUUCAGUAUCUGGCCAUACCAAGCAGCUCCUUCUCGCCACGGUGACUGUCCCAGAAACGAGCUCCAAAUUUUUUGGUCAAUGGAAUGGUGAACAGAUUGGCACAUUUUUCUUAAAACCAGGAGAAACUGAUGAUUUUGCCUUUCAUGAUAAAUUUAUUCCUAAGAACAAAAUUAAUUGUACAUUUCGCCAGAUCCGUGGACCUUCUGUAAUGAUUAGGGCAUUUGAAGGUAGUAGUGGUGCAUUUGAUCAUGGUAAGAAGAACUACUGGGAUGCAAGAGAAGAUGGGAUUUAUUUCACGCAUGGUCAAGAAGUGUCUAAGUUAGAGUAUAAAUGGACUUAA